AUGCAGGCAGAGAGCUGGAGAACGUUGAGUGCUGCUGCCCUGUGCACGAAAGCUGGUGGUCCAAAGAAGCCCAAGAAGAGCAGCUCAGGAAGUAAGUUUUGAUCAGCAUUUAAUUUGACAAAAAAAAUACCUCACAAUUAUUUAUAGUUUAUGAUACUUUAGCAGAUGUCAAUUCUGUGGGCGGCAGGUAGCUUAGUGGUUAAGAGCGUUGUGCCGGUAACCGAAAGGUCGCUGGUUCUAAUCCCGAGCCGACUAGGUGAAAAAUCUGUCGAUGUGCCCUUGAGCAAGGCACUUAACCCUACUUGCUCCUGUAAGUCGCUCUGGAUAAGAGCGUCUGCUAAAUGUAAACAUUUAAAUGUAAUGUAAAUGUUGAGCAUAGUGAGGGUGCUACAAAUAUCAAUACAAUUACACAUCAGAUCCAAAUUAUACUUACUUGGCCAUUUUCUUGUGUAUUUGACAAAGGGACUUAAAGUAGUUGGCACACAAUGACAAACUCAGAAAGAGUUGGCUGUGGACUAUCCACAGAUUUGAUUUAGCUGUAAUGCUAUUCAUCAAUUGAUCCAGGAGGAGAAGAGAGACCCAUUGACAGCAAGACUGAUAAAACGCCCCAAUGUGGCUCAUCUGAUUUGAAGACUUCACUAGAGAUAUGAACACCUCGUUUGUCCCGGAAUAUUUCUAUUAGUAGUGAGACUUUUUAUUUAUUUAUUUUUUAUAUAUAUUUUUUAUGAGAAGUUCCUUUUUGGGGAAACAUUUUCCAUGACCAAUCAAGAACAUUACAUCGCCAAUCAAGAUGGACAUGCACUGCCAUUAUGAAGAUGCACAGAAGAAAUACAUUUCAAAGGUCUUUCAGAUGCUGAAGAUAUUGUGUACAGUAGCCCUACAGUAUUUGAGCUGUGCUGUCAAUCACUGCUGAAACAGCACACUGAACUGACUGGCAGCAACUGCUGCUGCACGUUAUGCCUUUAGUCAAACCAUGACCUUUACUCUACUAAUACAGUGAGGGAAAAAAGUAUUUUAUCUCCUGCUGAUUUUGUACGUUUGCCCACUAACAAAGAAAUGAUCAGUCUAUAAUUUUAAUGGUAGGUUUAUUUGAACAGUGAGAUACAGAAUAACAACGAAAAAAUCCAGAAAAAAGCAUGUCAAAAAUGUUAUAAAUUGAUUUGCAUUUUAAUGAGGGAAAUACGUAUUUGACCCCCUCUCAAUCAGAAAGAUUUCUGGCUCCCAGGUGUCUUUUAUACAGGUAACGAGCUGAGAUUAGGAGCACACUCUUAAAGGGAGUGCUCCUAAUCUCAGUUUGUUACCUGUAUAAAAUACACCUGGGAGCCAGAAGCUAUCAAUCAAUCAGAUUCCAAACUCUCCACCAUGGCCAAGACCAAAGAGCUCUCCAAGGAUGUCAGGGACAGGAUUGUAGACCUACACAAGGCUGGAAUGGGCUACAAGACCAUCGCCAAGCAGCUUGGUGAGAAGGUGCCAACAGUUGGUGCGAUUAUUCGCAAAUGAAAGAAACACAAAAUAACUGUCAAUCUCCCUCGGCCUAGGGCUCCAUGCAAGAUCUCACCUCGUGGAGUUACAAUGAUCAUGAGAACGAUGAGGAAUCCGCCCAGAACUACACGGGAGGAUCUUGUCAAUGAUCUCAAGGCAGCUGGGACCAUAGUCACCAAGAAAACAAUUGGUAACUCACUACGCCGUGAAGAACUGAAAUCCUGCAGCGCCCGCAAGGUCCCCCUGCUCAAGAAAGCACAUAUACAUGCCCGUCUGAAGUUUGCCAAUGAACAUCUGAAUGAUUCAGAGGAGAACUGGGUGAAAGUGUUGUGGUCAGAUGAGACCAAAAUGGAGCUCUUUGGCAUCAACUCAACUCGCCGUGUUUGGAGGAGGAGGAAUGCUGCAUAUGACCCCAAGAACACCAUCCCCACCGUCAAACAUGGAGGUGGAAACAUUAUGCUUUGGGGGUGUUUUUCUGCUAAGGGGACAGGACAACUUCACCGAAUCAAAGGGACAAUGGACGGGGCCAUGUACCGCCAAAUCUUGGGUGAGAACCUCCUUCCCUUAGCCAGGGCAUUGAAAAUUAGUUGUGGAUGGGUAUUCCAGCAUGACAAUGACCCAAAACACACGGCCAAGGCAACAAAGGAGUGGCUCAAGAAGAAGCACAUUAAGGUCCUGGAGUGGCCUAGCCAGUCUCCAGACCUUAAUCCCAUAGAAAAUCUGUGGAGGGAGCUGAAGGUUCGAGUUGCCAAACGUCAGCCUCGAAACCUUAAUGACUUGGAGAAGAUCUGCAAAGAGGAGUGGGAUAAAAUCCCUCCUGAGAUGUGUGCAAACCUGGUGGCCAACUACAAGAAACGUCUGACCUCUGUGAUUGCCAACAAGGGUUUUGCCACCAAGUACUAAGUCAUGUUUUGCAGAGGGGUCAAAUACUUAUUUCCCUCACUAAAAUGCUAAUCAAUUUAUAACAUUUUCGACAUGCAUUUUUCUGGAUUUUGUUGUUGUUAUUCUGUCUCUCACUGUUCAUGCUGAAGCAUCCUGGAGGCCUGUAUUUGCAGCCAAAAGGCUGAGGAAUCUACAAUUCUGAAUCCUCUAGAAGGAUUUUAUUUCUGCAGGCCGCUUGUACCACAAUUUGAGCAAAUGUCUCAGCUAGUUCCACAAAUUGUUUCUAUAUUAAGUGAUGGUGAAAAAUGCAAAUUAAUUUGAUGUUUUCCUACCCCGGGUAUCAACAUAAAAUGAAUUUUUUUUCACAGCUUUCACUAAUAUAAUCAGAUAUUUUUCAAACAAUAGUAUCCUCUUAUAUAAGUUGAAUUUUUUCUCGUACUCGAUAACAAGAAUUGUCAAUGAAAGAUAGUUUUGGCUAGCUGGGGAAGUUUAUCUUGGCACUUAAUUAUGAAACUAUACUUUGAUUUAAAAUGUCAUGUUUUUACUAUGUCCCUCCAUUAACAGUACUGUUACACUUUUUGUGGCCCUUCUUGAAAUGUUACACUUUGUACCCUUUCUAGUCCAGUCUCCAUACAGUGGGGGGGAAAAAAGUAUUUAGUCAGCCACCAAUUUAGUCAGCCACGAUUUUUUUUCUCUCAUUUUGUCUGUCAUAGUUGACGUGUACCUAUGAUGAAAAUUACAGGCCUCUCUCUUCUUUUUAAGUGGGAGAACUUGCACAAUUGGUGGCUGACUAAAUACAUUUUUCCCCACUGUAUGUGUCUUGCAAAGGGAUAUUCUUGAAUACUCUCUGGGGGUAGCCAUGUUCCGCUGGGUAAGUUUCGUCCACAUUUUUAAGGCAAAGUGGGGGCAUGUUGGCGUACAAUCCUUUUAGACUACUUAGAGAAUAUAAAUACAUCUGGUUUGUUCCCCCCCCCCCCCCCGUCCUUUAGAGAAGCUUGUCCCACACAGAAAAUAUGUGGAGUUUCCCAAGAAAGAAGUGACACCAGCGGCCGCUGCUGCAGCAGAAGUUGGCGCCGCCCCCAAGCCUGUUGUUGAAGACACUGCAGCAGAGUCGAUUGUUGCCGCAGCUGACGCUGUACCAUCCCCCGCUGCAGCCGAAGCUGCUCCUGUCGUCCAAGCAGCCGAAGCCGCUCCUGUUGUUGAAGCAGCUUCCCCUGCUGCAGCCGAAGCUGCUCCUGUCGUUGAAGCUUCAUCAGCAGCCGACGCUCGUAUUGAAGCCGUCCCAGAUGUUGCUGCUGCCCCUGCAGAAGCUGUUGCUGAAGCUGCCUCAGUUGAAGCUGCCUCAGUUGAAGCUGCUGCAGAAGCUGUUGCUGAAGCUGCCUCAGUUGAAGCUGCUGCAGAAGUUGUGGCUGAAUCUGCAGCCAUUGAAGGUGCAGCUGAAGCCCUCGUUGAAGUUGUAGCAGAGGUUGUGGCUGAAGCUGCCCAAGUUGAAGCUGCAGCAGAGGAGCUGAUUGCAGAGGCCCCGGCUGAGGCAGAACGGAUUGCGGCGUCUGAGGGUAUACCCCCUUCUUUCCUCUAUGGACCCUACAGUUUACCAACAGUCAUAUUUUAAUUCCCAUGUGAAUAUAUUAUAACUAUAAGGAUAACUUGUAAAGAUACCUAAUAUCACAAAAGCACUUUUCGUUCUUGCUUUGCGCAGCUUAUUGGCUUGUCUUUUUCAGUGGGCUUAUUUACCACAUAAUGUAUUUGCUAUUUAUCCCUCAAAGAACUACCACAUGUCUACAUCAUUGCAGCCAUGUGGACUCAAGCCACAGCCACACCCCCUCUUCCCCCAACCCGGUCCUUCUGGGAUUCUAUGCAUUAACCUGUAACCAUACUGCUUUGACCAUCCAACACCCGAUGCAUGUCUCCACUGCAUACUCAUCAGCACGGCUUCAUCAUUUCCUCUCUGGUUCAUCUGUGAUGGUCAGCACUGAUCUUCUUGGCUCAGUAUCUUUUAUUUUGCCAUGUUUUUCCAGCACUUAACUAAUUCUGAACUGCACUCAUCCUGCUGCAAGUUUGUUUCUCGACAUCGUUCUAUGUUUUCCUUCUGUCACUUGAUCAUUGUGAAUUCUGUUCUUAUUUGCGCAACUCCUCUUUCAUAUCCUCCUCUAUUCCCUUCACUGAAUAUUGUUACGACGCCCUCAAUUUAACGUUUUUUUAUUUUUAUAAUUUCAACUAUUGUCCGGUUUGUUUUACGUUACAUGUGGUCCUCUGUAGCUCAGCUGGUAGAGCACGGCGCUUGUAACGCCAAGGUAGUGGGUUCGAUCCCCGGGACCACCCAUACACAAAAAUGUAUGCACGCAUGACUGUAAGUCGCUUUGGAUAAAAGCGUCUGCUAAAUGGCAUAUUAUUAUUAUUAUUAUUAUAAUUUGUACGGUUAAUGCGUACUGUCAAAGGUAAUGUUGAGGUCAUACUAAGCAGCGUUUUGGCUAGUCUGGUGUCUCUGGGCAGCUACUAAGGGAUGACAUUGUGAAAUGGGGUGUGAUAUUAGGAUUCUGUUUCCUACUCUCCCCCUCAACUUCUCUCACACUUGUGUUUUCCCUGAGUCGCAUGAUAUCAGUAAUCUGUCAUUGAUCCCCUCACUUCUGUAUUUGAUUGGUGCUGUAUAUCAUAUGACUUUGGAAAUGUCAACUUUCCUUCCCCUUGGUGGUCAAUGCACUGAGUUUGAAACUGCACCUUGGUUGCUGGGUGUGGAAUCAAACAUGAGUGGGGAAAGAAGUUGUUACAUUUUACUGUUAAAUGUACAUUCAUUGGUUAUAUACGCAGGGAUUUAAAUUGGACAUCUCAAAUAUAGAACCCAUUGUCUGCCAAGUGAUGCUAUGAACUUCACAGAUGUGAUGCAUAGCAUUCCCCUUCACGGCAACUUAUAACCUGUUACCUGACCUUUUCUAACAUUAAUCUUUCCUCUCUUACCCUUGUAGAUGCUAUACAUUGUCUACCACUCCUAGGUGCUGUUUUUGUGCAUGAGGGUCUUGGUCACAGACGUGAUUCGUUUUUAUCAUGUGGUUCAAGCCAAAAGGGCAUAGCCUGCUUGCCGUCUCUGUUCAGUUAUUGCGUUCCACUCCUUGCCAGUCCUGUCAUUUUCCAAAGAGACUAGCUUUUCACAAUCUUCAAAUAUGAACAUUCUAUCAUUAAUGAGCUAUAAAGAUCAUAGGAUUUGAUCAUGAUUUCGAUAAACCUCAUAGCUAUCAUCCAAUCACAAUGUUUAUGCAAAUUAGACUGAUAGGAAAACUAUUUAACUUAAUGACGACAGGUGCCAGUUUUUCAUUUCUUUCUUCUCAGAAAACAUAGUUCGAUUUAAUCUUGUAGGCUAAUAUUUUCCGUAUCAUUAUUUCUCUCACUACGGAGUCCUCACUAGCCACUUAUAAUUCUAUGUUGCGCCAAAUUUGGGCGCACUCCAUGUUCCAUAACUUUGUAAUGGCAAAUAUGUAUAUAUUUUUCCAACUACCAAUCAGGAACUGCGCUGCAAAUCUGGCUGCAUUUUGAACGUUCGGUUGGCCAAAGGCCAGUCUCUUUGGCCAAUGACAGGAGUGGCAAGUUACCUAACCAGACUGGUACCCAGACUAAAAAGGGGAACUGCUGUAAAUGAAUAUAAAAUAAUUGUUGUUUUAUUUCCUUGAACUAUCAGGUCAACUGGACCCAAUCCAGAAGUUCUUCCUAGAUUCGAUCCGUGAGUACUCCUCAAAGAGCGUGUAAGUUACACAGCUGUUUUUGGCUAGCUCUUCUGUCUUGCUCACGAUCAUCCCCUUUGUCAUCAAGCUGACAUUUUUACCUUAUUUUUCUCAGGGCCAGUGGUGGUUUGGUAGAUGCAGACCCUGCAUAUGAGAAGAACUUGGCAGAGGAGCUGACUAAACUCCAGCGACUGUAUGGUGGUGGAGACCUCGUAGCUUUCCCAGAGUUCAAGUUCACAGGUUAGUAGUUUUAUAAAGGAGGCCAUGAGCCUUUUUUGAAAUGCUUUUAGCUUCUUCUAGGACCAGGAAUAUAAUGCAUGCAUAUUCUCAUCGCACACCUUUUUUCUCUCCCUGUGCAGAGCCCAAGCUGGAGGAAGUGGCCCCCCAAGUAAACAUCACCAGUUAA
Messenger RNA from Coregonus sp. 'balchen', 6483 nucleotides. NCBI's taxonomy places the organism in Eukaryota, Metazoa, Chordata, Actinopteri, Salmoniformes, Salmonidae. The record is from the annotation of a GenBank genome assembly.